This is a messenger RNA of Onthophagus taurus, 1451 nucleotides long. RefSeq names its product aspartate aminotransferase, mitochondrial-like. Gene Ontology annotation, cellular component: mitochondrion. Gene Ontology annotation, biological process: L-aspartate catabolic process; biosynthetic process. Lineage: Eukaryota; Metazoa; Arthropoda; Insecta; Coleoptera; Scarabaeidae. The record is from RefSeq and is a predicted model, not a curated record. Gene Ontology annotation, molecular function: L-aspartate:2-oxoglutarate transaminase activity; pyridoxal phosphate binding.
GAAUAUAAACAAAAACGUCAAUUUGACAUGUUUAUACUUUGAUUUAAAACUUUUUUCUUAUUCCGAAGAAUCAUCAUGAGUUCAGGUAAAAUCAUCGUAACGUUUCAAAAAUACCUUAAAUUCACCCUGCAAAAAUCGAAAAAUAUCAUACAAAUAUCCUCCCCGAUUAUAAAACGGAAUUAUCAUCAUGGGAGUUCCUUUUGGGCAUCGGUUGAAAUGGGCCCCCCAGACCCCGUUUAUGGAUUAACCGAAGCUUACCGAGCUUGUAAAAACCCGAAAAAAGUUAAUUUGAGCAUCGGAACGUAUCAAGACGACAACGGAAAACCCUACGUAUUACCUUGCGUUCGAAAAGCUGAGAAACUCCUAGAUUCGAUGCGUCUAAACAAAGAUUAUUGCGUCCCGGAAGGGGAAGAGCAGUAUCGGGAGAAAGCGCAACAAAUAAUUUUAGGGAGAGAUUCCCCUCAUAUCAAGAAUAAAUUAACGGCUGCCACACAAACGGUUUCACGAACGGGGGCUUGUCGAUUAGCGUUCGAUUUUAUCGGAUUAUUUUAUACCGGGACUAAAAAGCUUUUUGUCCCAAAACCAACGUGGGGGAAUCAUCUGCAAGUUGCGAGACAUGCAGGGUUGUCUUUUGAUUAUUACCGAUAUUAUGAUUAUAAAACGUUUGGGUUAGAUUAUAAAGGGUUAAUGGAGGAUGUUUCGAGAAUUCCCGACCAAGGAAUUAUUUUAUUUCACGGUUGUGCCCAUAACCCAACGGGAGUUGACCCAUCGAGGAGUCAAUGGGAGGAAAUGUCUGAUUUAGUUCGAAAGAAACGAUUAUUGGUGCUAUUUGAUUUAGCUUAUCAGGGAUUUGCUUCCGGGCACUUUGAAGUUGAUUCAUUUGCUGUGAGGCGAUUUGUGGAGGAUGGAAAUAAUUGUAUGAUUGUGCAAAGUUUUUGUAAGAAUAUGGGGUUGUACGGUGAUCGCCCAGGGGGGUUAAUAAUCAUUACAAAGAAGAAGGAAAUAGCUGAGAAGGUGCAAUCGCAACUAAGAAACCUUACGAUUCCUAUGUAUUUAACACCCCCGAUUCACGGGGCGCGGAUAGCCCAAAAAAUUUUGAGUGAUAGCGGAUUAAGAGAUGAAUGGAAGCGAGAAUUUAAGUUAAUAGCGGAUCGGAUAAUUUCAAUCCGAAGAAUACUACGGAGCAAAUUGAUUAAGGAGGGUUCGAUUCGAAAUUGGGACCACAUCGUUCAUCAAAACGGGAUGUUUUGUUUCACAGGGUUAACUAAAUCACAGGUGAAAAAAUUACAAACCGAGCAUAGCAUUUAUAUGAGUGAGUCUGGAAGGAUAUCCGUUGGACAAUUAAACACGAAAAACGUCGAUUAUGUGGCCCAUGCAAUCCAUUUAAUCACCCGAUAUAUCAAAUGAUUGUAUAUUUAUUACAAAAUUUCAAUAAAGAUUUAUUUACUUAC